UGGAAUGUUUCACAGGCACAUGGUUUAUGAGUCUCAAAAUAACUUGGGACCUGCAAACGGACGAAUGCUAUUGCUUCAGUGGUGACAGGUUGUUCAGCUUCUUACAGCCAUCUCCCCCCAAAACCAAGGUUAACGCCUUUCUCCCCCGCUCCACCCGAUGGACUCCCAUACGUUUUGGUUCCAAAGGACUUGAAGGAAUUGCUUCAGUCAUUUUAAUCUCUUACUUCGGAAUCUUUAUCACCGUGAUUGCGUUGCCAGAGUUGGAUUUCAACAUCUGGAUAAAUCAGAAAAGCAUGCAAGACAAUACUUCAGAAUCUUCUACUUCGAUAACUCAACUACUGAGAGAGAGCUAUUUAGCUGAAAACAACCGCCAAGGGAAUAGUGAAAGAAGCAGAUCAGAACCGUCUCCACAUUCUUUCCACCGUGGCAGUAGUUCGGGUCCUUCAGACGAGGUGGCUAGCCAAGAGGACCUUCCUGAUCUUUCAGCCUUUUUGAGCCAAGAAGAGCUCGAUGAAAGUGUGAACUUGGCAAGGCAAGCCAUCAAUCAAGAUCCACUUGAGAACAAGCAGGACGAACAGAUACAUGUGUUCUAUCCCUCUGAGUUGAAAAACACUGGAAAUACCAUUUCAAACAAACAGCAGUUCCCAUCUAAGGCAGUUUCACCAACUUCUGACAGCAGCAUAAGGAAACAGCAAUCUGGUUCCGAGACAGAGUCGAAAAAGGAAUUCCUCAACAAGGCUGCAGAUUUCAUUGAGGAGCUUUCUUCUCUUUUCAAAGCACACAAUUCAAAAAGAAUCAGGCCCCGAACAUGCAAAAACUACAGGAGCAAACUUGAAUCUAAAAAUAAGGCUGCUCAGGACAGUGGUUCUGCUUUCUCAAAUCUCUCUGAAAACAGAGAAAGGCCUUGUGACCCAGUACCGCAAGAUUUAGCUGUAGCUGAGCACUCACUUGAAAACCCAGAUAACCCUCCACAGGCAGACUUGGAAGCUGUUAAUCAGCUAGAAAGUUCAGGGUUAACAACAGAGUCACCAGCUGCAUCUUUUUAUUCUGACGAGACAAUAGGCCAACCACCACAUUUUACUCAAAAGCUGAAGAGCAGGGAGGUCCCUGAAGGAACCAAAGUGCAGUUGGACUGCAUUGUGGUAGGAAUUCCAACACCUGAAAUCAGGUGGUACUGUGAAGGGAAAGAGCUUGAAAACUCACCAGAUAUUCACAUCAUCCAGUCAGGACAGCUGCAUUCACUAGUUAUUGUUGAAGCAUUUGAAGAAGACACAGGGCGUUACUCCUGCUUUGCUUCUAACAUCUAUGGGACAGACUCAACCUCUGCAGAGAUCUACGUAGAAGGAGCCUCAUCUUCUGAAUCUGAAAGCGACACGAGCACCAGCAAAGAAGAAAUGGAUCAGUACCAAAACCGCACCAAGAUCUCUUCAAAUGUGCCUCCUCCUCCUCUUCCUCCUGUUAAUACCACCCAUCAAGAAACACCGAAACCACAACCUUCUAUGGUACAUCCUGUGUCGAUACCUGCCUACCAUAGUCAAAGCCCCACCAACUAUUUACAAGGACUUGAUGGAAGGCCCAUAAUAGCUGCUCCAGUGUUUACUAAGAUGCUACAGGAAAUAUCUGCCUCUGAGGGCCAGCUGGUUGUGUUUGAAUGCAGAGUGAAAGGAGCCCCUUCUCCAAAGGUCGAGUGGUACAGAGAAGGGACGUUGAUAGAAGACUCCCCGGACUUCAGGAUAUUACAGAAAAAACCUCGCUCUAUGGCUGAGCCAGAGGAGAUUUGCACAUUGGUCAUUGCGGAGGUGUUUUCAGAAGAUUCUGGGAGUUUUACGUGCACUGCAAGCAAUAAAUAUGGGACAGUCUCCAGUACAGCUCGCUUAAAUGUAAAGGGACCUGAGGACCAGAAUAAUAACGCUGCUCUCCAUACUAUAAGUUCUAUCAGUAUAGUUGCUGCUGAGCAGCAGCCUUCUGCACCUGCCCCUUCACUUCCACGGGUGGAUCAGCCUCCAAAGCCUAAACUGGAAGGAGUUCUUGUAAACCACAAUGAACCUCGGUCAAGUUCCAAGAUAGGCCUUCAUGUGCACUUUAAGCUUCCUGAAGAUGAUCAAGGAAGCGAAGCUUCAUCAGAGGGUGGAGGAGGGCCUACAAGUCAAACCAGACCAAACUGCUUCCCAGAUAAGAUCAAUGGACAGAUAUUUAAAAACCAGGAGCCAACCUCACCUUCUAAAGAGCCACCUCCUGUGUUGGCUAAACCAAAACUGGAUCCCACCCAGUUAAAACAGCUACACACCCAGGUCUUGCUUGAGCAACAGCAAACACAGCAACCAUCCCCCCCACCUCCAAGAGAGUUGCCAUUCAGUACUGGCACACUGAACUCUGCUACUUCAUCCAACCAGCAACAGCAGCAGCCUUCAUCGACUACAUACAAGCAAAACAAGGGUCCCUCAACACAGACAUUCACCUACACCCGUCCUAAGCAGUUCCUGGCAUCUCAGAACACCACCCCAGCUGUCAGCUCUCCUUCCAGCUCCCCCAUGCCUUCGUUCAGCAACAUACCACAAGGAUCCCAGAGGACAACCAACAAGGAGAACUUCUUAGGAUCCCCACCAGCCCAGACAAGGCCUCCAGGAGGGUUGGCAAACCAAACUGAGCAGCCUCUUACAAGUCCCAGAGAACCUGUGUUGCCACCACUGUUGCUCUCUGUAUCUAGCAUGAAUCAGUUCCAGCCCCAAAAUGUGCCUCCUACUCCUCUCUCUCCAACUGGUCGAAUUCAGAACCCGGUAGCCUUCCUCAGCUCUGUUCUACCUUCUCUUCCUUCUACACCUCCAACGAAUGCCAUGGGUCUACCUAAAAGUGCGCCAACUCCUGGAAGCCAGGGAACCGUGAAGAAAAAUCUUAGGCCUUUGCCACUGCCAACAGAAGAUUCAAUUAGAGAUCACAAAGCUGCUGUUGUCAAGGACCUGGAGAAAAGGCUACAUUUACGGGAUGAUGCAUUUCCAUAUGGCCCGCAGAGAGCAACCUAUGAUGAAAAUCUGGCUCGCAAGCUUCAGGGACCAAGCAAUGAUACCCCAAUCUUCAACUUUACAGCUCAGGAUGUAUCUAAGGAAUAUAAAAUUUCCAGCUUUGAGCAGAGGUUGAUGAACGAAAUAGAGUUUCGCCUUGAACGUACCCCAGUAGAUGAAUCAGAUGAUGAAGUUGAGCAUGAUGAGAUCCCUACGGGCAAGUGCAUUGCCCCAAUCUUCGACAAGAGACUCAAGCAUUUCCGUGUCUUGGAAGGGUACCCUGCUACCUUCACUUGCAAAAUUGUUGGAAUUCCUAUACCUAAGGUAUAUUGGUUUAAGGAUGGCAAGCAGAUUUCAAAGAAAGAUGGACAUUUCAAGAUGAUCAGAGAGGGUGAUGGGACAUGCUCAUUGCAUAUUGAAGAGACCACGAAUGAUGAUGAUGGAAACUAUACAUUCAUGGCUGCAAAUCCACAGGGGAGAAUCAGCUGUUCUGGUCACUUACUGGUUCAAACUCCUCCAAUGCGUGGUAGAUUAACAACAGCAAUCCAGUCACACAGGGGAAGAUCCCGUAUACCAGAAGGAGAUAAGGAGCCUGUCCAGGAGCGAUUUUUCCGGCCUUAUUUUCUGCAGGCACCUGGGGACAUGGUAGCUCAUGAAGGACGGCUUUGUAGACUGGAUUGCAAGGUGAGUGGGUUACCACCUCCUGACCUGAUGUGGCUUCUGAAUGGCAAGCCAGUUUUACCAGACACCACUCAUAAGAUGCUGGUCAGAGAGACAGGAGUACACUCUCUGCUUAUUGAUCCGCUUACACAAAACGAUGCUGGAAUUUACACUUGCAUUGCCACUAACAAAACAGGACAAAACUCAUUCAGCCUGGAGCUUAGUGUUGUAGAAAAAGAAGUUAAGAAGGCUCCAGUGAUUCUUGAGAAAUUACAGAACUGUGGGGUACCAGAAGGACAUCCAGUCCGGCUAGAAUGCAGAGUGAUUGGAAUGCCACCCCCAGUCUUUUAUUGGAAGAAAGACAAUGAAACCAUUCCUCCCCAUAGAGAGAGGAUGAGUAUGCAUCAAGAUGCUACUGGGUACGUUUGCCUUCUGAUUCAGCCCGCUAAGAAAGUGGAUGCUGGCUGGUACACUUUGUCUGCAAAAAACGAGGCUGGUAUUGUCUCUUGCACUGCUAGACUUGACAUAUACGCCCAGUGGCAUCAACAGAUCCCUCAGCCAAUAAAGAUUCGCCCUGGUGGCACCCGAUAUGCAAAUCUCUCGGGGCAAGGACUCGACAUUUUUUCUGCUUUCUCUACUGUUGAGAAUCCAGUGAGGUUUUCGUCACCAUCCCAGCCUGUGGUAGAAAGUGAAGAACUUUAAAAACCUCCGAUUCCAAUCUUACCUGCAAAAAAACAACCACCACUCCGUAACUAGAACUGUGAAAAAGAAUGGAAGGUACAAGCCAGGAGGCUCAAGGUUUACAAGCAACUUGUAUUUGUUGAGUAACUGUAGAGUUGCUGCAAUUCCUGUGAGUAACAUACUGUACAAGAUCUUAGUUCAGCAUUGUACUGUGGGGUCACUGUAGCACUGAAUGCACUGCGGCAAGUUCAGUGCUCUGUUGUUAGCUGCCUCCCCUCAUAAUACUUGGGAGCGGGAAGAGUUUUAAGCUGUUAAGAGAAAAAGCUCUGCCCACUUUUUCUGCUUGAAUUAAAAAACAAACUACUGUACCUUAAACACAUAAUGGUAAAGGUUUUGGAUGUCCAGCUGAACACGACCAGGAGAAAUAUUGACAUUGUGAGAAUUCUGAAAGAGGGUAAGCUGCAUGACUUUGAAUAUAAUACUUAAAAGGCGACUGACAGUCACAAAGCACAAGUCAAAUGCCAGCAAAAAAAUUGAAAUGAAUCGUGAAAUAUUUGUUCAGGAGGAGUACACAAUUACAUCAAUAAGAGAUUUGGUGAAUGCAGAUAGGUGUAGCAUUUCAAAAAUACAGCAGAACAUUUUAAAAAAUGUUGUGGGCUUAUGUUCCAUGAAUUUAUGUACUCAUGGUGUAUCAAAUCCUAAUGGAAAAAACACCAUGCAUAUAGUUUGGAUGUUAACAUGUGCAAUUAAACAGCUUACAUCCUACAAAACACACAUUAUAUAGACACCACAGCUACCAUUGCUAUAUGCAUUUUGAAGUGUGCUUACUAGUUCUUUUCUCAUUUUAGGAAUUCCCUAAUUUGAAACAAAAAUAAAUGGCAUACAGGUUAUUUUUGUUUCAUUGUGAUAUGAAUUCCUUUCUCAGCCGGAGGUUUGGAUAAUUGUGUGUAUACAGUGGAAGGAUGCCAGCCUAAUACUUUGCAAAUGGACCUAUAACUACCUGACAUUUGGAGAUGGACAUAACUGAGUUCCACCUGACCAUCCUACUUCCUUCCCCGCCCCUUCACUUUGGACACGCACUGAUGAGAAAAUACUUCUACAGAUAUGCUAUACUAAACAAAAUAUUGCCCAUUUCAAUCAAAUCAAUUUGUUUCAUUUUGGAUACCAGUAGAGCUCCAAGUUUUCAAAGAGGUAAUUAUGCAUCUGAUUAUAGGGCAAAACUUUAGCAUUUUUGGUAAAAUGGCCCACCUGCACCCAGAAAAAACAAUUGUUAUUUGCCUGUAGCAGAAUGAACACACACAAAAGCUAUUUAUGAGAGAGAGGUAUUUACUAAUACAUCUCAUUAACCAGUUUAGAAUACUGAAUAAAACAGAAAUGCUGUUAAACAAAAUCUCGAUUAAAGCUAGGGAUAUGUGUUAGCAUUUUCUUAAUGUUUAAGCUAUUGCUCACGUGUGUGGUUCCAAUUUUAUUGCUAAGGGAUUAUUCUGUUGCCAUCAGGUCUGCCAAAGACCCCCAUAAAGCACAAAAGAUUGCUGUAUUAAUAGUAGAGAAUAGCCACUUCACUGUAUCAUCUCCAUACAGGCCAAACCCUUCCAUGAAAUAGAAUUAAAUUAUAAUUCAAACCAAGAGCCUGAGAAUUUUCUACUAUUGCACUAGUGAUAAGCACCUGCACCCAUUAUACACACAUGACCCGAGAUCACUAGCUUUUUUCCCUGAAGAAUCGUCAAGCUCAUGAAAGUCUGCCAGAGAUUCAAUGUUUAAAAAUAUAGACAGGAGAAGGGAGAUAUGCUAAGACUUUUAUAACAUGAGCAAGGUGCAAUAAAUGGUGGGUUGCUGUUUCAAGAACAAAGGAAUACUAUGAUUUACUGUAUGUUAACAGCAGAGAAGUCUCUUAGGCAGUGCUUUUCUUCUAGGGAAAAAGGGUGUUGGUACUGUGUAACCUUGAGUACCCCCAGUUUUCCCCAGGAAUAAGCACUGCUCUCAGGACACAUAAAUGUUACAGCAAAUGUCCAAAGUUUGGUUAAAGUUUAGAGGUAUUCACCUACCGUGUUCCAUCAGUGCAAGAAUUUGUACUUGUGUGGCAGGACUUUCUGCCCUCUCCCUUCCCUUAAGAUUUAGGAGUUGGACGGGGUUCCAUUGUGCAAGCAGAAAUCCCUGCACUGAUGGAACAUUCACUUAACACUAUGUUGAAUUCCACCCUUUCUAUUCAUGUGUAAAUGUUCCAGACAAUAGCUGUGCCCAACCUGAAAACUCAGAUGCAGCCAACUGCCAAUUUACCCAGGGGUUACGUUCUAAGCAGUGCACUUUUUCUAGAAAAAGAGGUGCCAGAACUCACCAUUAAUGCCUCCCUUGUUCUCUUAUAAUGGCAAUGGCGCCCACCUGAGGUGCUGGAACUGAGUUCCAGCUGAAAAUAAACCCUGGUUCUGAGGUACUGCAAGCGUCACUGAAAUUGUGUAUAUUUGAAACACCAUUGGAAAAGCCUGCAAACACCAUCUAAACCUCUGGAAAUGCUUGAACAACUCUUUACAAAACAGCAACACUUACCAGACACCAAACUCCAUCACCAUCGCUCCCUUCAAACCUCCUUUCUCAAACUCCAGCUCUCCACAGGCAUCAGCCAUCAGUAUAAGGGCUCCUGGAAUUGCAGUUGUAAAGGCUCCUGGAAUUCCUAGGUGCUGUUUUCAUGCCUUUUGCCUUUUCUGGGCUCUUUAAGGGCUGUUUUUUCCAUUUUAAAAGUCACUUCCAGGUUCAGCACGAUGUGUGCAUGUAUAGUUGCGCAUCAGUUCGAUGUACGUAAACUGGGAGUUGCCUGUAUACACCAAUGAAUAUUAAAAAUUACCUAUGUGAUUGGCAGCAUUCACUGGUUGUGUAUAUCUGAAAAACCCAAGACAUAUAAAUAUUUCUGAAAAUUAUAGACAUUACUUAGGAUUGUCAGUGUCCAUGUGUGAAUGUCAACGUUCAGUGAAUUUUGUUACAACAACUAAUUUAAUUAUAGUUGAUUUCAAUGGAUUUUAGUCAUGACUGACUGUUGUUGAUCCCACACCCAAACCUCCCAGACUAGUAGCUGUGUUAGGUAUGUUGCAGUAAAAACAACCAAGAGUUUUGUGGCAUAUAUAUAUAUAUAUAUAUAUAUAUAUAUAUAUAUAUAUAUAAUUUUAUGGCAUAAUCUUCCAUUGUCUACAGUCUACCCCAGCAGAUACAUGAAGCUUUAUCUUGAGAUAUGUACACAUAUACACACACCUUGUGGGGGAGGGGAUUAUAAGGAGUGAGGUCAGAGGAAAAUUAAGUACAUAAAGAACAGAGACGGUGAUAAUUUACGAAACAGUUGUUGAUAAAAUAGGCACCCUGGAAUUAGGUCAGCCAAUUAACACAUGAAAUGUAAUAAUAGUAAUAAAUACCUUUGUCCCAUUUCAAGUCGCAGUUGAUAGCAUUGAAGCUGCAGUUUAAUUUUAAUUCAGUGGUUUCACAUUGCAGUCUUCCUACAAAGCUCUUUUCUUUUUUCUUUUUUCUUAAACAGCCAUAUUAAUGGCAGUUUUACAAUAUUUUAUACAACAACUUUUGAUUCUGUGAUAUCAGUUGUGUGGAUAACAUAUGAAAAGAUAGUUGCAGUCACUUGCGGUAUAUACCGGUAGCCAAAAUGCAAAACAUAUACUCUGCCAGAGUUUUCUUCUGCAAUAUUGUUUGAGCUCUUUUCCCCCUUCAUUUCAUUGAACAGAAGCCAAACUGCCUUUGCACUUUUGGCUUAUGCAACAAAAGUUGUACCUGCAAAAUGACAGAAUUUUCAUAACAACAAAAUAAAUCUUUUUAAAUACCCACUUAAAUCUUUUAAAUACCCACUCAGGACUCGGGUAGUUCAAUAAAAUUUAACAACCCUAAAAUGAGCAGAGGUUUUUUAAUUGAGCUUUUCAAAAUUCAUUUAUUUAUAAAUGUAUUUUGUUCCUUUCUGAGCUUGGCUAAGACAAUACAAACUUUGCAAAGCCGAAAAAGACAUCCCCAGAAUCAGCAUAUAGUGUAGGAGAACACUAUUAAACCAGAAAGCUGCUUCCUGUCCUUUGAAACUAUUUAAAAUAUAGCUGCUCAAAUUUCUGUGUGAGUUCCAGCAGAGAGCAGCGUCGAAAGCACAACACUGAGGGUGCGCUGCAGGAAUGUUAAUAAUGAAGGCUUUGAACAUUCACCAACUCAAAUAUUUAGUAUUGGGAAACAAACAACCCUGUGUGGUUCUCAUAUGUAGGCAAAACAUGAACAUACCUAGCAGCAUUGAUAUCCUCAUAUUUUAGAAUGACUGAAAAUACUUUUUUUUAAUUAUGUCAACUGACCAAUGUCUGCUUCAAAAUAUGUUGGAAACUUGCUUUGAGUCAGAGAAAUGUGAUGUGUAAUACAAAUUGUGGAUUUUCUUUUUAAUAAGCUGCACCAGAAGGAUUUAAACACAGUUCUCCAAGAAGUGUUCUCAUAUCCUCUGUAAACUGUAACUGAGUUAAUAUGACAAAGAAAAGCUAACAAAACUUUAUAGCUGUUAAAUUAAAUUCUGCACAAGCCGGUGGCCUUACAGUCUACCAAUUUGGAGUUGUUACAUUUCCAUUAAAAUGGGUUUUUAUCUUCAUGAUAUGUGAAGGUGCAUACCUUCACUAGGAAAAAAGGGGGGAAUAAAUGUUGCAAUUUUAAAUAAUAUUUUAAAUGCAUAUAAAGGAAAUGUCAGAAUGUUCAGCAAAUGUAUUUUCCCUCCUCCAUGAAAUAAAUGCUUCAGAGUUGCA
This is a messenger RNA of Zootoca vivipara (common lizard), 9091 nucleotides long. It is a transcript of the gene MYPN, whose product is annotated as myopalladin. The record is from RefSeq and is a predicted model, not a curated record. NCBI's taxonomy places the organism in Eukaryota, Metazoa, Chordata, Lepidosauria, Squamata, Lacertidae.